AUGCCGCCUACUACUCAGGCUUCCAACGCGUCGCAGGCCCCGGACGUUCCCACGUUCACCUCGCCAUUCGGCGCACCCAUCGAGACUACGUCCAAGGAACCUGCGCCGCCGCACCCGCCCCAGCGCCGGAUGAGCCAGAGCGAGAUCGCAUCGCAGCGCCAAUCGGCCGCCAUGCUCCUCGCGAUCCAGAACCGCACCAUUGAGGAGGACGAGGACGACUUCUAG
Cutaneotrichosporon cavernicola is the source of this 225-nucleotide messenger RNA. RefSeq lists its product as uncharacterized. Lineage: Eukaryota; Fungi; Basidiomycota; Tremellomycetes; Trichosporonales; Trichosporonaceae. The transcript has a single exon. Bases 1 to 225 code for a protein of 74 amino acids. The record is from RefSeq and is a predicted model, not a curated record.